AUGCUGGCGAUGCGUCUGGCAGCGCUGCUGCUCCUGGCAUGGGCGAGCCUUGCGGUUGCCGCCAACGUCAAGGCGCUGACGCCGAACGUCCUCGCCACAGGCCAGGUCAUCUACCCAGGAGCGCCCGUCGUCUAUGCGCUUGAGACGGCGCCGGGUCAAGCGUACGAGGUCAAGCUGUCGUACCGCGCCACGACGCCGAGCUUCUUCAAGCUGCGCCUCUUGGACGACGGCGAGGCCGAGCGCCAGCGUAGCCACGGCGCCAUGCGACGCAUGCUCAACACGGAAAAGACGUUUGUGACGGGCAGCGCGGAUGGACGUAUGCAGUACGUCGAGGUAACGAUGCAAGUCGAAGGCGUCUCGUACCGCUUGAGCGCCGACGAGCUUGCUCGUCGUGCAACCACGUUUGACAUUCUUCUCGAAGAACUGGUGGUCGGGAUCCCCGUCAGCGCCUUCACGCUCAUUGGCGUUGCGCUCGCGCUGCUUAUCUUGAUGGUGCUGUUCGUGUACCCUCGUGUGAGUGCGCUCGUCCAUGACACGGAUACUAUUCCUUUGAAAACCCGGUAA
Molecule: messenger RNA, 564 nt
Organism: Saprolegnia diclina VS20
Lineage: Eukaryota; Oomycota; Saprolegniomycetes; Saprolegniales; Saprolegniaceae
Exons: 3
Coding region: 1-564 (187 amino acids)
Source: RefSeq, a predicted model, not a curated record